Cuculus canorus (common cuckoo) is the source of this 1494-nucleotide messenger RNA. It is a transcript of the gene HES5, whose product is annotated as hes family bHLH transcription factor 5. The record is from RefSeq and is a predicted model, not a curated record. Gene Ontology annotation, molecular function: RNA polymerase II cis-regulatory region sequence-specific DNA binding; protein dimerization activity; DNA-binding transcription factor activity, RNA polymerase II-specific. Lineage: Eukaryota; Metazoa; Chordata; Aves; Cuculiformes; Cuculidae. The transcript has 3 exons. Bases 84 to 557 code for a protein of 157 amino acids. Gene Ontology annotation, cellular component: nucleus. Gene Ontology annotation, biological process: regulation of neurogenesis; anterior/posterior pattern specification; regulation of transcription by RNA polymerase II.
ACAGUGUAUAAAUAGAGGAACUCCCAGCUCCCUUCUCUACCCGCUAACCAGCAAGCUCCGAGCUCAAACCGGCACUUGGGAUAAUGGCACCUAGUGCUCUCUCCCUGGAAAUCCUAACACCGAAAGAGAAAAACAGACUCAGGAAACCCAUUGUAGAGAAACUGCGCCGCGACCGGAUUAACAGCAGCAUCGAGCAGCUGAAAGUGCUCCUGGAGAAGGAGUUUCAGAGACACCAGCCCAACUCCAAGCUGGAGAAAGCAGACAUCCUGGAGAUGACCGUGAGCUACCUGAAAUACAGCCGAGCUUUUGCAGCCUCUGCCAAAAGCCAGCAGCAGGAUUAUUGCGAAGGCUACACUUGGUGCCUCAAGGAAGCUCUGCAAUUCCUGUCUCUCCAUUCAGCGAGCACAGAAACCCGAAUGAAGCUGAUCUGCCAUUUCCAGAGGUCACAAGCUGUGCCAAAGGACACAAGUUCUUCUUCUGCACCCACUUCCACCCACCAGCCCCCUGCAAAACAAGCAGCAGCGAAACCCUCCUGCAGCCUCUGGAGGCCUUGGUAGGCCAAGAGAAUGCUGAUGUGUGUCCUGGACAUUUGCUUGUACUCCAGAGGAGAUUGUGACUUCCUAUACAAGUCUCCCCCUCCUCUCAUAAGUAGGGAAGAAUGUUUUCCUUUUGCAGAGCAUUACUAUGCUCGGAUGGCUGUUUCCCUUCUUCCAGAAGGACUGAAAAGAUCCCACCACGUGGAGAAAAAGUUAUUCUAAAAGAAUGCGAGACGUAAUCCUCUGGCUAGGAUGACUGAGAGGAGUUGUUCAGAAAGGAACACCGACUGUUCUUAACCUUAGUAAGGUUGUACAUGUACAUCUAUUGAGAAAGCAGUGACUUCUGAGGUGUUCAGGCUGCCAUUUUCAAAUGUGUCAAUUUAGGAGGAGCCCUUUCCUCUGAUCUGCCCCAUUUGAGACUCCGGUGUCCUAUGCUAUCCCCAGCUGCAGCUGGAAGGGCCCAAGGAGUCUCAAGCAGAGCAGCUAGUCUAACCAGGCACGCUUGAAAACCUGGCUUUCCUACAGGUGCUAUAAAGGGUUCUAUAAUAUUUAUAGACAGUACUGAGCAUGCUCUGAAAAUGGUUAAACCAUAACGUAGAGGAAAUUCCUCAGGAUGUCUUGCUCACAAAAGUAGAGUUCUGUUUGUGAGGUUCAGGAUAUGUAUGCCUUUUAUAAAGGCAAAAGCUCAUUUUUAUAUCCUUAUAGGAAAGAAAGUUACGGCUAUGUUGUCGAUUUUACAGGUAAUAUUUAUCAAAGUCUUUCAUGAAAGGCAAGUGUACAAAUUAUAUUUACUCUUUGGUACCUUCCCACCAGGGGAGAAUACGAGUUCCUGACUGUCCUUGAAGGAUGCUAUGACAUGUUGUGUGUGAACUGCACCUACUGUAUAACCUGUGCCAGAAAUUACCUUAAUCUUCUGAAAUCACAGAAACUUAACAGUGCAAAAAUAAAUAAACAUCUA